GGGGGGGUCCUUCGGCGCUGCGCUGUGAGGGCGGAAGUAGGAAGUCGAAUGGGGAAUGAAAAUACACGUGGGGCGGACUGUGUGUGACGUCACCGGCGAGGAGCUGAAAAGUAUUGGCUUCCCCCUUCCACCAUGUCGACUCUCUACCUUCCUCUGUCUUCUACCUCAGACCCGCGAUGCGUGUGGGUGCGCAUCUCCGGACAGUACUCUCCGCACCCUCGGCCGGCGGUGCAGGAGGUGGAGACAGGGCCUCGCGGUCUUCCCCUCCCAUGCCUGCUGUCUCCCGCCACUGGCUCAGUAUGGGGGGCCUGGGCCGUGUCUUACAUGCUGGCUCCUGAGACCCUCUCAGGGGGAGGGGACCCCAGAACGUUCUCUCUCAUUAAGCAGUGGGUGAACUACGCCGAAUCGGACCUGUUACCGGCGGCCUAUGGAGUGGACCAUACGCAGAUAAAAGAGCGCUCCCUUGCGGAGCUCAAGAGGAUCCUGGAAGUGUUAGAGGGCCACCUUAAAGUACGGACUUACUUAGUAGGGGAGCGCCUGAGCCUGGCCGACAUCGCUGUGUCCUGUUGUCUCAUCCAUCCGUACAGCAAGGUCCUCUCUCCUUUCUUCAGACAGUCUAUUCCUAAUGUCACCCGCUGGUUCCUGACCUGUAUAAACCAGCCGCAAUUUAAAGAGAUUUUGGGAGAGGUGGCCCCACUAAGCGGAGAAGCCAGGAGUGACCUGAGCCCUCCAGUUGUUACAUCAGACCCUCCUCUACUUAAUGGUCCUCCCAAGACCGCUGCCCAGCUGAAGAAGGAGUCCAAGAAAAAAGAGAAGCUGGAGCGCUUCCAGCAGAAGCAGGAAAAGCUGAAGGGACAGCAGACCGAGAAGAAACCGAAGGUGGAGAAGAAAGACAAGAAGGAGCUCGGUGUGAUCACCUAUGAUAUCCCGACCCCUCCAGGAGAGAAGAAGGAUGUCUCUAGUUCUAUGCCGGAUUCCUAUAGUCCUCAGUAUGUGGAGGCUGCCUGGUACCCGUGGUGGGAGAAGGAAGGAUUUUUCAAACCAGAGUAUGGGAGAAAAAGUAUCUCAGAACCCAACCCGAAGGGCAUGUUUAUGAUGUGUAUCCCUCCCCCAAAUGUCACCGGAUCUCUACAUCUUGGCCAUGCCCUCACCAACGCCAUCCAGGACAGCCUGACCCGCUGGCAUCGGAUGCGCGGCGAGCUGACCUUAUGGAAUCCGGGUUGUGACCAUGCGGGGAUCGCUACUCAGGUGGUGGUGGAGAAGAAGCUCUGGAGGGAACACAAGAAGAACCGACAUGACCUGGGCCGAGAGCGCUUCAUAGAGGAGGUCUGGAAGUGGAAGGCAGAAAAAGGAGACCGGAUCUAUCACCAGUUGAGGAUUCUUGGAAGUUCACUGGACUGGGAUCGGGCAUGUUUCACAAUGGAACCAAAACUAUCGCAAGCCGUUCAGGAGGCGUUUAUCCGUUUGCACGAAGCCGGAAUUAUCUACCGCAGCAAGCGUCUUGUCAACUGGUCGUGCACCCUCAACUCUGCUAUAUCCGAUAUAGAGGUAGACAAGAAGGAGCUGACGGGUCGCACAGUACUGCCAGUGCCUGGAUACACUGAGGGGGUGGAAUUUGGGGUGUUGGUUUCCUUUGCAUAUAAGGUUCAAGAUACAGGUGAGGAGGUUGUGGUGGCCACCACUCGUGUGGAGACCAUGUUGGGGGAUACGGCCGUGGCGGUACAUCCACAGGAUCAGCGGUACCAGCACUUGAGAGGAAAGUCUGUGGUUCACCCGUUCUCCGGCAGACUCCUUCCCAUAGUCUUGGAUGAGUUUGUGGAUAUGAGCUUCGGCACUGGAGCGGUGAAGAUCACCCCGGCUCAUGACCAGACCGAUUACGAGGUCGGGAUGAGACACUCUCUGGGCUUUAUUAACAUCAUGGACGACAACGGGCUGCUGGUGAACGUUCCUUCACCGUUCUUGGGAAUGAAACGUUUUGAAGCCAGGAAAGCCGUCCUGCAAGCUUUGAAAGAUAAGGGAUUAUUCAAGGAAAUAAAGGACAAUCCUAUGGUGGUCCCAGUCUGCAGCCGCUCCAAGGAUAUCGUGGAGCCGCUCCUGAAGCCUCAGUGGUACGUGCGCUGCGAUGAGAUGGGCAAGAGAGCGGCCGAUGCCGUCCGCGACGGGACCCUGUCAAUCAAACCCGAGUUCCACACCAAAACCUGGUUCAGCUGGAUGGAUAACAUCAGGGAUUGGUGCAUUUCUCGGCAACUCUGGUGGGGUCAUCGGAUCCCUGCUUACUUUGUUACAAUUGAUGACCCGUCAGUGCCCCCCGGGGAGGAUACUGAUGGCAAGUACUGGAUCAGUGGCCGAUCAGAGCAGGAGGUGAGAGCCAAGACGGCUAAACAGUUCAAUGUUGGCCCUGAGAAGGUGUCACUUAAGCAGGAUGAAGACGUAUUAGACACCUGGUUUUCUUCUGGACUUUUCCCAUUCUCCAUCUUUGGCUGGCCCAACGAGAGUGAGGACUUAAAGGUUUUCUAUCCCGGCACUCUCCUGGAGACUGGACACGACAUCUUGUUCUUCUGGGUGGCCCGAAUGGUGAUGCUAGGUCUAACCCUUACUGGGGAGCUGCCCUUCAAAGAGGUAUACCUCCAUGCUAUAGUACGUGAUGCUCAUGGGCGCAAGAUGAGUAAAUCAUUGGGCAAUGUCAUUGAUCCUCUGGAUGUGAUCAAGGGAAUUACCAUACAGGGUCUUCAUGCUCAGCUUCUGGACAGUAAUCUGGAUCCUGCCGAGAUGGAAAGAGCCAAGGAAGGACAGAAAGCUGACUACCCCAUGGGGAUCCCUGAGUGCGGAACAGACGCUCUUAGAUUUGCUUUGUGUGCAUAUACCAGUCAGGGACGAGAUAUUAACUUAGAUGUGAACAGGAUCCUUGGUUACCGCCACUUCUGCAACAAGCUGUGGAACGCAACCAAAUUCGCUAUGCGUGGCCUGGGAGAUGGCUACACCCCUUCUCCAUCUUCUCUGCCCACCGGACAGGAGAGUCUGGCGGACCUCUGGAUUCUGAGUCGCCUCAGUUUAGCGGUGGAUCUUUGCAACACUGGCUUUCAGAAUUAUGACUUCCCGGGGAUCACCACUGCCAUAUACAACUUCUGGUUGUAUGAUCUGUGUGACGUCUACCUGGAGUGUUUGAAGCCUUUGUUUGCCAGCACAGAUGAAGUCGCCAUAGCAGUAGCAAGAAACACACUGUACACGUGUCUGGACGCCGGCCUCCGACUCCUCUCACCCAUCAUGCCUUUCCUCACGGAAGAACUUUAUCAGAGACUCCCCCGACGUUCUUCCGAGACGUUCCCAAGUGUGUCUGUCACUCCUUAUCCUGAAGCUACUGAGUACAAAUGGCGGGAUGAAGAAAUAGAGAGAAAAAUGGAGCUCGCUCUGCUUAUUGUGAAAUCUAUCCGGUCUUUGCGGGCCGACUACAAUCUCACCAAGACUAAGGCUGACUGUUACGUGAAAUGUCAGGACGAAGAUACCAAAUCCGUGGUGGUCGCUUACACCUCCUAUAUCAUCGUCCUCUCUUCUUCGGGAUCCCUGGUAAUCCUCGAGCCUUCGGAUCCAGCCCCGGAGGGAAGUGCUGUCAAUACGGCUUCCGAUAAGGCUACUGUAUUCAUGAACCUCAAGGGGCUCAUUGAUGUGGAGAAGGAGCUGGCCAAGUUGCAGGUGAAGAAGACUGAGCUGAGCCGACAGCUGUCAAAAUUACGGGAGCGGAUGGGAGGAGCAGAUUACAGCGCCAAGGUCCCCCCAGCAGUGCAACAGCAAGACUCUGAAAAGAUGAAGCAGUUUGAAACAGAAUACCAGAAGGUGGAGGAGGCCGUGAGCAGUUUCCAGAAGAUUGUUUAGUAGUAAUUUAUUUUCCACUUGCCCGGGAAAGUCUCACUGGCCCUGAUGCUGCUCCUAAACCGUAUAUUUUUUAGAGAAGGAUAAAAGCAGAUGUAUUGUAUGCCAUGCAGGGUGUAUUGUAUGUAAUAAAUCCUGUAGAACCAAGGAAGGCUCAGUGUGUGGUUUCCUGGGGGCCGAGGAUGGAAUGUAUAUGG
This is a messenger RNA of Hyla sarda, 4064 nucleotides long. RefSeq names its product valyl-tRNA synthetase 1 (gene VARS1). Gene Ontology annotation, molecular function: aminoacyl-tRNA deacylase activity; valine-tRNA ligase activity; ATP binding. The transcript is spliced from 30 exons. The record is from RefSeq and is a predicted model, not a curated record. Gene Ontology annotation, biological process: valyl-tRNA aminoacylation. Bases 133 to 3870 code for a protein of 1245 amino acids. Gene Ontology annotation, cellular component: cytosol. NCBI's taxonomy places the organism in Eukaryota, Metazoa, Chordata, Amphibia, Anura, Hylidae.